AUGCGUAUUCCAUACUUCAAUAUCCCAUGUAUUGCCAAUGAAACGUGUUUUCAUGGCGAAUGUGUUCAUGUAGACGAUUUUCUUAUCAGUUGGUAUGAAUUUUGUCUCUGUCAAUCGAGCUAUUCCGGUUACGAAUGUAACGAGCAAACCAAGGUGAAUCGAACGGAUUGGUUAAUUAUUCUGACAUGUUUAAUAUCAUGUCUUACGAUUUCUGUGUGUCUUUCAUGUAUACCAUUUUUAUAUAGCUUUCUAAAAGAAGAUUUUUAUCCACAAAUUAUUGAAUGUACACGUUCGACACCAUACGUUGAAGUCAGUUCACCACAUUCAGUUACAUUAACAGGUAUGCGUGUCUAUCGCAUACCGUCGGAACGUUUAUCAAGACGACGAACAAUUGUUGAUGGACUUAUACCAUUACAUACGAUAUCAUCGUUAGCAUAUGUAACAUCGAAUCGCAAUCUGAGGAAUGAACAGGUUCAUACUUUAACAUAA
Adineta ricciae is the source of this 489-nucleotide messenger RNA. The record is from the annotation of a GenBank genome assembly. Lineage: Eukaryota; Metazoa; Rotifera; Eurotatoria; Adinetida; Adinetidae.